AUGGAAGAAUAUAUAACUGAUAGUGAUGAUAUUGCCUUUGAGUAUGAGUUGCAGAGCACGCCAAACAAUAAAGUGACUUGGAAACGAUAUUUGGACAGCUGGAAGUCUCAAUAUAAUAAAAAGAAAUCGGUCAAUCAUAUUGUCUGGCUUUAUGAGCGAUUUUGCUUACAAUUCACUCGUGAUUUGGAAGCAUGGGAGGAAUACAUCAAAUGGGUGCUCGACAGCGACAUGUUUGAGUACCAUGCAAUUACCAACCUGUUUAAACGAUGCUUGGCGAAUUUUAGCCAUAAGUGCGAUCGAAUAUGUUUGAUGUUCCUAAAAUUUGCAAUUGCUGAAUAUGAUCUUUCAGUGAUCAGAGUGGCGCUUGAUGAAAGCUUAUCGAAAAUCUCAAGGGACUCGCACGCCAAAGUUUGGGGAUUACUUCUCCCUUUUAUUUGUCAGACAAUGCUUCCACUGUCUAGAAUAGAACAUGUUCCCAACGAGGGUCAGUAUGAGGAGCUGUUGGAAGUGGUGCAUAGAUGUCUAUUCAAAAACAGAACUGAGAUCGAAAGUCAUGCCCAGGGUGAUAUGUGGUCGGCAGAACUUCUUGUAAGAUAUCUAGAGGUUUGCCCCAAGGACAAGAUACCUGAAACGCUCAUUUAUUUGUCUUCAACCGGUGUUAAUGAGGUUGUUGUCUCUUCAUUUGACAGGUAUAUAGGAAAAAACGAGAACAUCUCCCCCGAUAUCAAUUUACAGUAUCAAAUUUAUACCAGCUAUUUGAAGGCACUUAAACAACUGCGACAGUUCAAUGAGUACAAAGAAUUUUCCGCUAAGGUGCAAACUAUCUUUCCACAUCAAAAAUUUACACUGAUAGUAGAGUUGGUUAGGUUUUAUAUCAAGGAAGCAAGAUUAAAAGACGCGGAAAAUCUGCUUAAAUCCUCUUUGGCAGAUACAUUAACCGUUAGAGAUUUUGCUGCAAUAUAUGACUUCCAUAUUGACUACGAGAAAGCUUGUGCUGAAGUCAUCUUGCAGGAACUGGAUACACCGGGCGUAGAGCUGCGAAAAGAUCUUUGGGAGCCUAUACUGAUUAGUCAUAUGAACAAUUUAGAAACUUUGACCAAGGAGCGUGAGCUCAAACUCAAUGACCUGAAGUUACGGCAAAAUUCAAACGUAGUAAAUACUUGGCUGGAGAGAGCCAGCUUAUUCCAUGCAAAUAAUGAAAAAUGCGAUGUAUUUGCUCAAGCCAUUCUGCAAAUAGAUCCCUCUAAAAUAAUAACUCCGGGAUCGUUUGGAGAGCUGUGGUGCCGAUAUGCUGCACUAUACUGGGAAGCUGGUCAGUACGAGAAUGCUAGAGAGGUUUGGGACAGGGGUUUGCGCGUGCCUUACGUACAUAUGGAAGACUUAGAAAAAAUAUGGGACUGCUGGGUAAACCAUGAACUGGAAUUAGGACCACAUGGAAUGGAGAAAGCUAUCAAGUUGCUGGAAACAGCUCUAGAAGUGCCUGAAAAUCCCGACUUACAACUCGAGAAGUACAAGAAAGGCAAAAAAAAGAUGCCAUCCCAAAUAAUAGUAUUCAGCUCAUUGUGCUUAUGGAACUUACUGCUGGAUCUUGUGGAAUCUUUUUGUGAUAGAAAUCCUGAAGAGGUUGGUAAAGUAAUUAAUAUUUACGAGCAGGUGAUCAUGUUGAAGGUAGCAACACCUCUUAUCUUCAUAAAUUAUGCUCAUUUCCUGCAAAAAUACAAGAGCACUGAGGCGGGCUUUCAAGUUUACGAAAGGGCUAUUGCAACCUUCCCUCCGGAGACGCAAUUCGAAAUAUGGAACAUGUAUCUUGCGGAGGGUAUGGAUAAAAACGCACCAUUAUCCACUGAGCAUAUACGUGAUUUGUUUGAUCAAGCAUUAGAAACACUGCUACCAAAUAAAAUUGAUUGUAAAGCGAUCUUCAUUCUAUACAGUGAUUUCGAAGAAAAAAAUGGUUUUGCCAACCGCAGUGUUGAAAUCUUGUUUCAAGGCUGCAAAUGUACAGAGGAUAUUGAGAGUAGACUCUCAUUAUGGAAAAUAUGUCUUUCUAAAGCAAAAUCAUUGCUAGGCGAGGGAGGGUCAAGGAAACUUUACGAGGAAUGUAUACAGUCUAUGCCAAAUUCUAAAAUUAUAGGUAUUGUUAUAGAUUUUGCAGAAACAGAAACCCGUUUGAACGAAAUAGAUAGGGCCAGAGAAAUUUUUAGAUAUGGCGCACAAUUGUUACCCCCGCAAAAGAAUAUAAAUUUAUGGGGGAGCUGGGAUGAGUUCGAACUGCAACACGGUGAUAAAGAGACAUACAAGGAAAUGCUUAAACUGAAAAAGAAUUUGGAAAAUGAGAUGCUGGUUGAUACAGAAUCUGAAAGUAAAUUUGAAGGUAACGUUGCGUUUGUUUCAGCCUCAAAUAGCAAAGCAGUCAAUCCUGAAGAGAUAGAACUGGAUUUAUAG
Zygotorulaspora mrakii is the source of this 2442-nucleotide messenger RNA. It is a transcript of the gene SYF1, whose product is annotated as mRNA splicing protein SYF1. Bases 1 to 2442 code for a protein of 813 amino acids. Gene Ontology annotation, molecular function: protein binding. The transcript has a single exon. The record is from RefSeq and is a predicted model, not a curated record. Gene Ontology annotation, cellular component: Prp19 complex; U2-type catalytic step 2 spliceosome; post-mRNA release spliceosomal complex. Gene Ontology annotation, biological process: generation of catalytic spliceosome for first transesterification step; mRNA splicing, via spliceosome. NCBI's taxonomy places the organism in Eukaryota, Fungi, Ascomycota, Saccharomycetes, Saccharomycetales, Saccharomycetaceae.